Messenger RNA from Cuscuta campestris, 1134 nucleotides. Lineage: Eukaryota; Viridiplantae; Streptophyta; Magnoliopsida; Solanales; Convolvulaceae. The record is from the annotation of a GenBank genome assembly.
UACUACGUUUUUUCAGAACGAGUAACAAAGUUUUCGAAAAUGAAUGCAUGCUAGAAGAAGUACUUUACAUUGUACCUUUGUACCUAGGUACAUCCCGAGGUACCAUCUACAUUCUACACCCUCCCAACACGCUUACUUCAAUUUUCUUCUAUUCGAGCAGGCUAAGCACUUCUGCAGGGAUUGGAAGUUAAAACAAGAUAGAGAUCUUCAAUCAAAACAUGGCGGAAUUGAAAUUUCUCGGAAUGGACUUCAGCUGCGCGUUGGGAUCUCUCAGCAAAGGUGAGUUUCCAGGGAGGGACUGUCUGCUUCCGUUAGUAUCAAAGCUGUUGGGAUACGCCAUCGUAGCUGCCUCCACCACCGUCAAGCUUCCUCAGAUAUUAAAGAUUUUGAAACACAAAAGUGUGAGAGGGCUAAGUGUGGUAGCCUUUGAACUUGAAGCAGUUGGCUAUACCAUAGCGCUGGCAUAUUGUCUUCACAAAGGGCUUCCUUUUUCAGCUUUUGGAGAGUAUGCAUUUCUUUUGAUCCAAGCACUCAUCUUAGUUGCAAUCAUCUACUACUUCUCUCAACCUUUGGGGACCAAGACAUGGAUGAGAGCAUUACUAUACUGUGGUAUUGCACCAACUAUUUUAGCAGGCAAAAUCGAUCCCAUUCUUUUUGAGGCUCUCUAUGCUUCCCAACAUGCGGUUUUUCUUUUUGCAAGAAUUCCACAGAUAUGGCAGAACUUCAAGAACAAGAGCACGGGAGAGUUGAGCUUCUUAACCUUUUUUAUGAACUUUGGAGGUUCAAUGGUUAGAGUUUUUACAAGCAUCCAAGAAAAGGCUCCAACAAGCGUUGCAAUGGGUUCCGUGCUCGGUGUAGUGAUGAAUGGGACGAUCUUGAGCCAAAUUAUCAUGUAUCAGAAGCCUACUGCAAAGGACAAGAAAAGGGAUUAGGUUUAUCUUCUGCCCGGUAAUGGUUUGAAGGACAUUUUUUUAAGUUCAUGUUGAAUUGUCAAGUGGGGUUUGGUUAAUGAGUAAAAUAUAGAUGCAGUAUUAAAAAAGUGGAAGUGCUGUCCUAAAAAAAAUAUUUUCUCAGUCCUAAUAAAAUAGUUACCAUUAUAGACUUAACAUAAAAUAAUGAAAUGUUAAAUGAAUU